UUGGAACUUUAGUGAAGAAUUCUACAACAAUUAAUUCAAUGUAGAUUCUUAACAAGAGUUUGAAACUUCAUUAUAGCCAAGAAUAGUAACUUCAAAUGGCAUGACUACAACACUAUAAAACAAAUACUAUACACAGAUUCACAUAUUGCACCUGUGUAACCCAUAGCAAAAAUGAAUUCUAAUCGGGAAAUAGUUAAAGUUGUUAUAUUGGGCAUCGCAAUAGGAGUGAUAAUUUGGAGAACUGCAAAAGUUUUACCCUCAAUACUCAGAUACUCCAAUACACCUUCGAAUAAUAGACAUUCAAUGAAGAAAAAACUUCAAAAGAUAAAUGAGAAAGGGGAAUACUUGCCAUUUUAUGGAUAUACUUGCAUUGCGAUGUGCAAAAAUAAUGACCAACUCAAAGAUCUGGAGAGAUUCAUAGCAUCGUCAACUUUGAAGAAAUAUUUUUCUCCACUUCCUGUAUCGUCAUACCACAUGACGCUGUAUAAUAUUUGGUGCCACAAAGAUUCUCUCAUACCUCCCAUAAUGCAAUGGAUGAACAGGACAGGGGUGAAUGAUUUAAACAGCAGUUAUUGGCUCCCUAAGGAAGCCUUACAUACAGAGCUAGAAUCUGCAGAUAAUCUAGCAAAAAAUAAGCUUUCAGAAAUUUCAGUUAAAGUCAUCCCAAAGCUAGAAUUUAGAUCGCCACAUCUCACUUUGUUUGUCGAUAUACUUGGACGUCAAGACAAGGAUAAAGUUGAUCAAUUCCGAAAUGAAUGCACAAAAAUAUUUGGUCAUGAUGACGAUGCUCUGAUGCAAAUAGGAUAUCACAUCACUUUGGCAUACCAAUACGAAGAAGUUGAGGAAGAAGAUAUAACACAGUAUAACAAGGACAUUCAAAAGCUGGAAAGCAUGAUAAAGAACUUGGGUGUAAUAAGGUUAAAGAAAGGAGGAGUUUAUGUUUUUCCAAGUAUGGAAAAAUUUAUACCAUACACAUCACAGUUUUUCUAAUGUGAUACUAAUGACUAAUAAAAAUAGUGGGCAUAUUAUUACAGGUCCUGUAUAUAUUGAUUGAUUCAUAUCCACCAUCUCUUUAUGGUUUAUAAUAUUAGACAGUGAGGAGCUCAGUCCAAGAUCCAAAUGGUUUGCAAUUUCUGCUGUAACAAUGAAACAUAGAGCCCGUAGCCAGAUGGUUCGAGUGAACCCCCCCCUGGCCAAAAAUUCUUUCAAAAUCAUGCUGGUUUUCAUCAUUCUGAGCAUUUAUAAGUGAUUUUGACCCUUUUUGGGCCAAAGUAGUGAAAGUGAACCCCAAUAAAUUUUUUAAAAAGGUGAAUCCCCUUGGCAAAUCCUGGCUACAGGCCUGAAUAUGGACAUUAAAAUUCUACACUGUACACUUCAACAUGUCUCAUGGAAUAGCUUUGAUCUCAUGCUGUGUUAUUUGUCCUCAAUAGUCAGAUAGUAUUAGGAUGAUUUGGUUAGACCCAACCCAGAGAAAAAAAGAUAUGGUAAAAGCUGUAAAACCUGAAUUGAGCCAUCAUCUUUUUAACAGUUAUUUUCUAGUAAGAUUAUUUGCAAAGAAGAGAUCAGACCAUUCAGAAUGGGACUGUAUAAAGUAAAACCCAUUCAGAUACUCUAGCAUCUUUCUGUUUCACCUGAAACAGGGCUGAGAAGAAAUGAGAUAUC
Owenia fusiformis is the source of this 1662-nucleotide messenger RNA. The record is from the annotation of a GenBank genome assembly. NCBI's taxonomy places the organism in Eukaryota, Metazoa, Annelida, Polychaeta, Sabellida, Oweniidae.